CUAUAAAAAGCUGUGUCCUCGACGAACAAAUUCACAGUCUAACAUUGCAUCCUCCAACAUGAAGACUUCUCUUGUGAUUUUGGUUUUGAGCGCUGUUGUGGCCGCUGUUGUUGCGCAAGGCGAAUAUGCGCCACCUGCUUAUGAGAAGAAGUACGACGGCUACUUCCAAUACGCCAACGUGCCCAGCCAACACGAAUACGAAUUUGGAUACAACCGCGGAAAUGCUGAUCACAGACGUAAUCACUACGAGCAGUCCAAGGAUAUGCGCUUCCGCACCAAGGUCAAGUGGGAUGAUACGUACGGCGGUAACGGUGAGCACUACUGGGAGUACAACCAUAGCGACAAUGGAUACAAAGCUCCGUCUUACGAUGCUGCUCCGGCUUACGCUGCUUCCGCUCCAGCUUACGCUGCUCCUGUCCCAGCUUACUCGCAGAAUUAUCCCGUCUACGAGGAAGCUCCUUCAGCUAAACUUUAAUACAUUUUUCGUGAUCAUAUCCAUCCAUUUUCCAACAGAAAAAUGUUGUUCGUUAAUUACUAAUAAAUGUUGUUAUUUAUUGUUCCAAA
Molecule: messenger RNA, 564 nt
Organism: Daphnia pulex (common water flea)
Lineage: Eukaryota; Metazoa; Arthropoda; Branchiopoda; Diplostraca; Daphniidae
Exons: 3
Coding region: 59-475 (138 amino acids)
Source: RefSeq, a predicted model, not a curated record